Messenger RNA from Myotis davidii, 3229 nucleotides. RefSeq names its product NDRG family member 4 (gene NDRG4). The coding region runs from base 31 to 1377 and encodes 448 amino acids. Lineage: Eukaryota; Metazoa; Chordata; Mammalia; Chiroptera; Vespertilionidae. Gene Ontology annotation, cellular component: cytoplasm. Gene Ontology annotation, biological process: brain development; positive regulation of ERK1 and ERK2 cascade; signal transduction. The transcript is spliced from 16 exons. The record is from RefSeq and is a predicted model, not a curated record.
CUAACAGGGCUCCUGCUCCACGACGUGACCAUGGCCGGGCUGCAGGAGCUGAGGUUCCCCGAGGAGAAGCCGCUGCUCCGGGGCCUGGACGCCACCGAGCUGGAGAACUCUGACACCUUCCUCUUGGCCGAGGACACAGACUGGAAGGAGCAUGACAUUGAGACGCCCUACGGCCUUCUGCACGUGGUGAUCCGGGGCUCCCCCAAGGGGAACCGCCCGGCCAUCCUCACCUACCACGAUGUGGGCCUCAACCGUAACUGUUUCAACACCUUCUUCAACUUCGAGGACAUGCAGGAGAUCACCAAGCACUUCGUGGUGUGCCACGUGGAUGCGCCCGGCCAGCAGGUGGGGGCGUCCCAGUUUCCUCAGGGGUACCAGUUCCCGUCCAUGGAGCAGCUGGCCGCCAUGCUCCCCAGCGUGGUGCAGCACUUCGGGUUCAAGUACGUGAUUGGCAUCGGCGUGGGAGCCGGAGCCUAUGUGCUGGCCAAGUUUGCAGUGAGUUUGCCCUGCACCCCCCACCCCCACCCCCAGGGCUGGCCUUCCUGGGGCGGCCCUUCACUCUCGGGCCUCACCAGCACUUUACCCGACACGGUGCUAUCCCACCUCUUCAGCCAGGAGGAGCUGAUGAACAACGCGGAGCUGGUGCAGAGCUACCGGCAGCAGAUCGGGAACGUGGUGAACCAGGCCAACCUGCAGCUCUUCUGGAACAUGUACAACAGGUGUGGGCGCGGGGCGCAGGCCCGGGACCCCUCAGUACAGCCCCCCCGCCAGGGGCGCAGGCAGACGGGCCACACCGUCCUCAGGGUGCAGAUGAGCAGAGCCAGCCUCCGAGAGGAGUCACUGCCUGCCCAGGGUCACCCCCGUGAAGGGCACAGGGAGCUGACUUCAUUGCUCCUCCUCCCCGGGCAUGGCUGCCCUGUCUUCCUUUCCCGGCAGCUUAUCUUCCCCGACCUGGUGGAGGGGCUGGUGCUGAUGAACAUCGACCCCAACGGCAAAGGCUGGAUCGACUGGGCCGCCACCAAGUCUGUCCGCAGCUGCCCUGUGAUGCUGGUGGUCGGGGACAACGCGCCCGCUGAGGACGGGGUGGUUGAGUGCAACUCCAAGCUGGACCCCACCACCACGACCUUCCUGAAGAUGGCGGACUCCGGGGGGCUCCCGCAGGUCACACAGCCCGGGAAGCUGACGGAAGCUUUCAAGUACUUCCUGCAGGGCAUGGGCUACAUGCCCUCGGCCAGCAUGACCCGGCUCGCCCGCUCUCGGACCGCGUCCCUCACCAGUGCCAGCUCGGUGGAGGGCAGCCGCCCGCAGGCCUGCACCCACUCGGAGAGCAGCGAUGGGCUGGGCCAGGUCAACCACACCAUGGAGGUGUCCUGUUGAAGCCCUGGUCCCCUGAAGAUGCCCACGUGCCCCCACCCGCGUCGAGGUCCCACUGCCACCCUCGCGCCCGCCGGCUCCUUUUCUGUUUUGUUUCUUUCUGUGAGGGCAAAGGGAGGAAAGGGGGUUACGGCUCUCAGAUGCUACAGCAGAAUAGUCUCCAGGGGGUCCCCAGGCCCCACCUCACUAACCUUGUUGACCUGGCUAACUUGGGCUGGUUCUGCCGAGUCCCCAGCACCUGGGCGGGAGGGGGACCAGCUAAGGGAAGGCUGAGUCCCUCUGUGGCCAGGAUCCAGGAUGAUAUCCUGGGUUAAAGAAAGAGCAAGGGAUGACCCCUGGGGCAGGCAGGUUUGACGGUGGGAUGGAGUGGUGAGGUGAUGGGUGCAGCUCAGGCACUGGCAUGAGAACCAGGAGAGGCAGCAGGGAGCCCUGGGACCCCCCACCCUCACCCCCACCACCCCAGCUCCCACCAAGCACAUCUGAUUCUGUCUCAUAGCACAUAUGACAAUCAUCUGAACAGUAGCCACAGGGGGCGCUCCCACAGGCCUCUUGCGGGUACUGCAGGGCCAGGCAGGCAGGGGCUGAAAGGGAUUUCUCUGUCCAAGGAAAACAAAAGAAAGGACCUUGAGGGCAGGAACCCCACAGACUGUCUCUUCCGGCUCACACACCCGCCCCCCCAUGUCUGCACCAAGGCCCCAAAGCAGGUGGUCUCCUGGUCUUCCACCUCCAUAGGGACCUGGCUUGGGGCUGAGGUUAAAGGCUGGGAUAGCCAGUGAGGACGGGGUGUACCCCUGCCUGCCUUUGGGAGCCAGCAUGUGGCCCCAGGGGGCAGUGGCUGAAAGUCCCAAUAGAUCCCUCUUUGGCCCCCCAGGUUCCAUGCAGGACAGUGUGGCCAAGGCCGCCAGAAACAUGGUAUUUCUAGGAAGAGUCCUGGUAGAGUUAUGCUGGCGUUUCACCCAGGCCUCCCUAAGCAAGGCGAGAGUUUCUGUAGAACUGGUCCAGGGUGUCAAGACGCCCGCGGCCCCAUCCCAUCUCAGCCUGUGGAGUGGCUUGGGCUGGGGCUUUGCUAGAUCCGGGGGCAGGAGGGGAAGGUUCCUGCAGUGAACAAGGACCAGGCAGAGGAGAGAGGCUCCCCCGCCCCCCGUACAUCCACCACCUUAUCAGGUAGAAUCUCUGGGCCCAGAAACCAGAAGCCAUUUGCCUCAGAGCCUGAGUCAGUUGCCACAAACCCCCAAACGAGUAAAAAGAAAGGGGAGAGAGCUAUGAAAAUCGGAGGGCCGGGGUGUGUAUGUUGGGGGGGGGGGGGGUUGUGCUCUGAGGCUGGGAGGAUACCCAUAUCUAUGUUUCCUCUGCACAUAUUACCCCCUCCCCCCAACACACACCCCCAAUAAUCUUAAGCCAUUGCUAGACUUCUCUAGAGCCUGGUGGAGUGUUAGUCUGUGCCCAGUUCUAUUCACUCACGUGCUUCCUUUGAAUAUCGAAUGUGACCGUUUGAAAAGCUGGUAGAAUUAAUCCCUCUUACUGUAGAUAGUGCUGCAAGUUGGAUUUCUCUUGUUUUGCUGUGUUCUUUCAGAUGAGAUAUCUAUAAAUACCUAUACAUUAUAUAUAUAUAUGUAUGUAUAUUGGGUCCUCCUGUGUGUGGUUUUCCAUCGGAGGUUGUCUCUUCUUUGGUCAAAGUGAACUUUCAAUGGAGUUUAUUAUUUUCCUCUCUGUACAGGGUGGAGAGCCCAAUUUUGUGUAUUCUAGUGGCUAAUGUCAUGAGACUCGGAAAUGACAAAAUGUAAAACAAGUAAAAACCCUUGUCAACAUAGAAAGAGUUAACUGUGCCGAAAACCAAUAAAGAAACUAAAAGGAA